Messenger RNA from Heterobasidion irregulare TC 32-1, 333 nucleotides. RefSeq lists its product as uncharacterized. The record is from RefSeq and is a predicted model, not a curated record. The transcript is spliced from 3 exons. Gene Ontology annotation, molecular function: structural constituent of chromatin; protein heterodimerization activity; DNA binding. The annotation marks the transcript as partial. Gene Ontology annotation, cellular component: nucleosome. Lineage: Eukaryota; Fungi; Basidiomycota; Agaricomycetes; Russulales; Bondarzewiaceae.
CAGAAGAGGCGGUACAGGCCGGGCACGGUCGCGCUCAGGGAGAUCAGGAAGUACCAGAAGAGCACGGACUUCCUCAUCCGCAAGCUGCCGUUCGCGCGGGUGGUGCGCGAGAUCGCGCUGGACAUGAUGACGGACACGCAGGUGUAUAGCGAUCGCGGGCUCAUGUGGCAGAGUUCGGCUCUGCAGGCUCUCCAAGAGGCCACGGAAGCGUAUCUAGUCCACCUAUUCGAAGACGCAAAUCUAUGUGCCAUACACGCGAAACGUGUGACCAUUAUGCCCCGAGACAUCCAACUCGCGCGUCGGAUACGAGGUCCCUGGGGCGGCAUGGCGUGA